Messenger RNA from Strongylus vulgaris, 753 nucleotides. The record is from the annotation of a GenBank genome assembly. NCBI's taxonomy places the organism in Eukaryota, Metazoa, Nematoda, Chromadorea, Rhabditida, Strongylidae.
GUUGUUCACGAUGAACUCGCCAAUAGCCACGCUGCUGCGCAAGCAGCACACGCUGCAGCAGCUCACUCGUCCAUUGCACCACCGGAAAUUCGGCGGAAAUCGGGUUUGGAAAUGCUAAACAUACCACCCGUUUCUGUAGCUCGACAUCCUCAGAGGAGGCCAGGAAGUCCCGCUGGAGUAGGAAUACAGCGACCGUCUAUUAAUCCGGCUGCUCGAUCUAUCCUAGGAGGCACCUCAGCAUAUAGCGCGUUGGCUGUGAAUACUUCACAUGGUGCUACUGGAUCACCUCAGAUGACAACCCAGCACAUGUCUCCAUCUGUCUCAGCUGCACCAUCGUCGGCAGCAUCUAACGUUUUUGCUCAUUUUCAGCAGUCAUUAAACGCUUGCUCACCAGCAAGUCAACCCAGCAAAACCCCUCAACCGAUGACGUCACCAGCGAUAUGUGUACCAAAAACCGAAGUUCCUUCUGCAAUUGUUCAGCCUAUGGCGUCACCAGCACUACCAAACACGAGCAGUGUGCUAACAUCCGCUGCAUCAUUUCAGGAUACAAAUGUCCAGACGACAACAACAGUGCCACCACCGCCAACGCUGCAAUUUCUAGCCACAUCGGCCGCUGUGUCAGGACCACCUACUUAUGAGCCAAUUUCCCCUGAUGGUAGUGCUCCAACAAGCCCAGUUGCACGUGCUGAAGCACCUGCCUCUGCACCAACCUGUGAGUACUCAAUAGUUUUUAAAGCCUUCCGAACAUCAUAG